UGCCGGAGCAGGUGCCCUCGCCCCUCCGCCCCCUCCGCCAGCCUUUUUUUUCUGCUUUAUAGCAAUCAUUUGUUUCGGCGCGGCUGAAAGGGCCCUUUCACUUUCGGGCAGCGCACGUGGUUUCCAGGAAGCCGGGGAGGCCGCGGGGAGCCGCCUCCGGCCCCCGCUAUAAGGAGCCGCCGCGGACGGGAAACGCGGGGCGCAGCCGGCACCUGCGCCCGAGCCCGGUCCGCGGCGAUGGAGAGCGAGGGGGAGGUGCAGCCGCUGCGCUUCGGGCCCUGGCUGCUGCGGGCGGUGAGCAGCGGGGCGUACCGGGGCCUGGGCUGGCUGGACGGCGCCCGCACCGCUUUCCGCGUGCCCUGGAAGCACAACGCCAGGAAGGACCUCUCCAGCAGCGACCUGGAGAUCUUCAAGGACUGGGCCAAGGCCAGCGGCCGCUACCAGGCGGAGCGGGAGGAUCCGGCCCGCUGGAAGACCAACUUCCGCUGCGCCCUGCACAGCACCCGCAUGUUUGUGCUGCUGGAGGACCGCUCCAAGAGCGGCGAGGACCCCCACAAGGUCUACGCCGUCGCCGAGCCCCCCGAGGCCGGCGGACGCCGCGACGCCCAGCCAGAGGCCCCGCGGCGCCGGCAGACCCGGGCGCCGAGCCCCAUGGGGUGCUCCCCUCCGCAGCUGGAGGUCGACUUCCGAGACCUGUCGCUGGAAAACGGCCCCCCGGGCAGGUGCUGGGACGGGAAAGCGGGGGACGGGGGGCGUUUCGGCCCCCCACCGCCCGCCGCCGGCGUCAGCGUGAAAGCGGAGCUGGCCGAGGCCCCGCUGGACGCGCUGCAGUGGGUGAUGCAGCAGUGCGACCUCGGCCACCCGCCGCCGGCCUGGGACGAAGCGCCAGGAGAAGGCCUCUACGUGGAGGAGACGCUCGGCCCCGCCGAGGGCACCGGCCCCCCGGCGCUCCCGCCCUGGGCCGCCCCGGCGCCCGCCGACCCGCUGGAGGUGCAAAGCAUCGCGGGUGAGCGCGGCGCCAGGACGCUCGCACCCGCGGCCCCUCGUCCAGCCGGCCCCAACGCCGCUCAUCUGCCCUCCACAGGGGACGCGCUGCAGGUGAGGCCCCCGGGCCUGGACGCCGUCCUCGCCGAGCUGCCGCCGGACGACGUGCUGCUCUACGGCCCGGCCGGGAGCCCCUGGGAGGUGCCGGCGGCUCCCCGGGACGCGGGGCUGGUGCCGCCGGCUGCUCCCUGCCCGGCGGCUCCGGAGGCCGUGCUGCUGCAGGGGAACGCAGGCGGCAUCCCUCCCAACCUGGACGUCAGCAUCUUCUACCGCGGGAAGCUCUUCCACCGCGAGGAGGUGGGCAGCAGCCGGUGCCUGCUGGCCUACCAGACCGCCGACCCCGCCGUGGCCCUGGACCUCCCCUGGCUGGUGCAGUUCCCCAGCCCCGCCGGCCUGGCCGACCAGAAGCAGCGGCGCUUCACCGAGGAGCUGCUGCAAAACACCGGGCUGCUGCUGGAGCAGCGCGACAACAAGAUCUACGCCCAGCGCCUCAAGAAGUGCAAGGUCUUCUGGGCCCUGUCCAGGCAGCUGGACGUCGGCAACCUCUCGCCCAAAGUGCUCUGCCGCAACCAAGAGACGGAGAUCUUCGACUUCACCGAGUUCUGCACGGAGCUGAGGGACUUCCGAGACUACCGCCGCGAGCGCUCGCCCGACUUCACCAUCUUCCUCUGCUUCGGGCAGUGCUUCUCCAAGGCCAAGCCCAAGGAGUCCAAGCUCAUCCUGGUGAAGCUGGUGCCCAAGUUCUGCGAGUACUGGUACGAGCAGGUGCUGCGGGAAGGCGCCUCCUCCCUCCGCAGCCGCAGCCUCAGCCUGCAGCUCUCCGACUCCUUCAGCCUCUUCGAGCUCAUCGAGCAGUACAACAUGCAGCUGGACUGAGGCCCCGCGCGUCGGCGGCAGCGUCGCAGCGAGACCCAGGCGAUCUCGGGGAGCCCCGAGCGGCCCGCGCCCGCCUACGCUACCCCCGGGGCGGCUCUCGACCCCAGCGAGGCAGGGCCGGGG
Dromaius novaehollandiae (emu) is the source of this 2043-nucleotide messenger RNA. It is a transcript of the gene IRF7, whose product is annotated as interferon regulatory factor 7. The coding region runs from base 238 to 1920 and encodes 560 amino acids. Gene Ontology annotation, biological process: regulation of transcription by RNA polymerase II; immune system process. The transcript has 8 exons. Lineage: Eukaryota; Metazoa; Chordata; Aves; Casuariiformes; Dromaiidae. Gene Ontology annotation, cellular component: nucleus. The record is from RefSeq and is a predicted model, not a curated record. Gene Ontology annotation, molecular function: RNA polymerase II cis-regulatory region sequence-specific DNA binding; protein binding; DNA-binding transcription factor activity, RNA polymerase II-specific.